Molecule: messenger RNA, 1841 nt
Organism: Salvelinus namaycush (lake trout)
Lineage: Eukaryota; Metazoa; Chordata; Actinopteri; Salmoniformes; Salmonidae
Gene: gcm2
Product: glial cells missing transcription factor 2
Exons: 5
Coding region: 1-1509 (502 amino acids)
Biological process (GO): gliogenesis; regulation of transcription by RNA polymerase II
Cellular component (GO): nucleus
Molecular function (GO): RNA polymerase II cis-regulatory region sequence-specific DNA binding; DNA-binding transcription activator activity, RNA polymerase II-specific
Source: RefSeq, a predicted model, not a curated record
AUGUCAAAGUCCUCGGAUCAGUUUGAAGACCCCGACUGUGUUUCUUCCUUUGGUAUGAAGUUAACGUGGGAUAUCAACGACCCAAAGCUGCCUCAGGACACAAAGCAGUAUGACGCUUUCCAGGAGUGGACGGAUGGGUAUGUUCGUUACAUCUACACCGGCGAGGAUAAGAACGCACAGCGGCACCUGAGUGGAUGGGCCAUGCGGAACACCAACAACCACAACUGUCAGAUUCUCAAGAAGUCCUGCCUCGGUGUAGUAGUCUGUGGCCGAAACUGCACGCUGGCUGACGGAAGCAAACUCCAGCUCCGACCGGCUAUCUGCGACAAAGCACGACAAAAACAACAAAAGAAGCUGUGCCCCAGUUGUAACUCUGCCCUGGAGCUGAUGCCAUGCAGAGGACACAGUGGCUAUCCCGUCACCAACUUCUGGAGAAUAGAUGGAAAAGCUAUAUUCUUCCAGGCGAAGGGGGUCCAUGACCACCCCAGACCAGAGAGUAAGUCUGAGACAGAGGUCCGGAGGAGUGCAGUGAAGAGGAGGAUGUCCUCUCCACACUUCUCCCAGAAGAGGAGGUUGAUGGAGCCAGAUACCGGGAGAUACCACGACCUGGGUGCUCCUUUCCCCAACCUGCACCAGCUGUCCUGCAUGGAGGGCCCGGACCGCUUUAGCAUCAUCGCUGAGUCCAACUUCCCCAUCCAGACCCAGCACUACCCUCCCUUCCAAAACCCUGAGCCCUACAAGUUUGCCUACGAUUCCCACGCCAACAUGGGUGAGGCCCCAUCCACACUCCAGAAGCAGGCCAACCACCGUCUGUACAUGCCCCGGCCUCCGUGUGGCUACGACUUUGCCGUGCCGAGCUAUUUAGGCUCGGGCUCCUACACAGCCCUCUAUAAGGACCCCAGUAGCCCCCAGACGGAGACCCCUGAGCCCAGCAAGGUGAGCUCGGGCCUGGGUACCAGCACUGCCACACCCCACACCACCGGGGUCCUUUCGGGCCACGACCGCAACAACUACGACACGACCAGCAAGCACCACGGCUGGAAACAGAUCUUGGGCAAGGGGACGUACAGCGAGCGGGGCGAGUACGGACAGUUUCCUGGCAACACCAACCACCACUACUACAACAGUGAGUACCCGUGCAGGUACCCUGGCCCAGCGCCAGCCACGCCCGCUGCCCUGCAGACCAUCAUCACCACCACCACCAAAGUGUCCUACCAGCCCUGCCCCAAGUCCUCCGUGGUCAAGUACGGCGACAACAUCUACGACGUCAAGGGCCUGCCCAGCUGCAGCUCCCUGCUCGAGGACACCUCGCCCACCUCUUACUCCGAUCUCAAGAUUCCUGAAGAUUCUGGGGUCAUCAAGUCUGCGCUGUCGUACCAGCCGGAAACCCUGCCAGCUAAAAUCGAGAGGGCUGAGAACUUUGACACUUACCGUUACGGCAACUACGCGUCCAACAGCUAUCCCGACAGGGUUUCUCAUCCAUUUAGAUACGACGGAGGGGACUACUGAUCAAAGAGGAAGCCACCAAAACAAAGACUGUGAUUUGAUAGUUAUGCAAAUGUUCAGAAAGAACGCUUGGAACAGACUUUCUGCCACCAUUUAUCAGGUUUGUAAAGCUCUAUUGUUAUUUAUAUAUUUGAGGUGUUGGAUUGCAUUUGGACUGCUAGUGAUGACGCUACAUUGAGUCUAGACUCUUCAAGGAUGUUCCCAACAUUUCCCCAUUUAAUGCAUAAAAAAAUGCCACAAAGUAGUUAUUAUUGCCUUUGGAUUUUUUUUUAAAAAUCGGAUUAUUGUGUUUGUAGAAUAUGAAUAAUAUGUAUUCUUAAGGUAUUUUGUCUGUU